Molecule: messenger RNA, 7317 nt
Organism: Mus pahari (shrew mouse)
Lineage: Eukaryota; Metazoa; Chordata; Mammalia; Rodentia; Muridae
Gene: Syt10
Product: synaptotagmin 10
Exons: 7
Coding region: 139-1710 (523 amino acids)
Biological process (GO): regulation of dopamine secretion; calcium-ion regulated exocytosis; cellular response to calcium ion
Cellular component (GO): membrane
Molecular function (GO): clathrin binding; phosphatidylserine binding; syntaxin binding
Source: RefSeq, a predicted model, not a curated record
AGAAGCGCAGACCUGGCAGCAGCGUCCGUUGGCGCGCGCCGCCCUCCUGCGCCCUUGCCAACCAUGGGGCCAACUCGCAACUCUUAGGGCUCUGCCUCAGGCCAAGGGAGAUCAACGAAGCUGCGAGCAGAAGCCAAGAUGAGUUUCCGCAAGGAGGACGGUGUGAGCAGCCUGUGCCAGAAGGCGCUGCACAUCAUCACCGAGCUGUGCUUCGCGGGCCAGGUGGAGUGGGACAAGUGUUCGGGCAUCUUUCCAGCCGAUAGGAGCGACCAGGGAGGAGGUGGCACAGAUAUUUCUGUCAGCCUGUUAGCGGUUGUUGUAAGCUUCUGUGGCCUGGCCUUGCUGGUUGUCUCCCUUUUCGUCUUCUGGAAGUUGUGCUGGCCGUGCUGGAAGAGCAAGCUUGUGGUCCCCAACCUCAGUGUCCUUCCACAAAGCAUCUCAAGUGCUCCGACUGAGGUUUUUGAGACCGAAGAGAAAAAAGACGUGGAAGAAAAUGAAAAGCCAGCACCCAAAGCCAUUGAGCCUGCGAUAAAAAUCAGCCACACAUCCCCCGACAUCCCAGCAGAAGUGCAGACAGCUUUAAAGGAGCACUUGAUUAGACAUGCUCGCGUACAAAGGCAAACAACGGAGCCUACGUCUUCGUCCCGCCACAACUCCUUCAGGAGACACCUACCAAGGCAAAUGAAUGUCUCCAGCGUCGACUUUAGCAUGGGCACUGAACCUGUCUUACAAAGAGGAGAAACAAGAACCAGCAUCGGGAGGAUAAAACCAGAACUCUACAAGCAGAAAUCAGUUGACUCUGAGGGCAACAGAAAAGACGACAUCAAGACCUGUGGGAAACUUAACUUUGCACUCCAGUAUGAUUAUGAAAAUGAACUCCUAGUUGUUAAAAUUAUCAAAGCUUUAGAUCUCCCAGCUAAAGAUUUUACAGGAACUUCUGACCCUUAUGUGAAGAUCUAUCUUCUUCCGGACAGGAAGAAGAAAUUUCAGACCCGCGUGCACCGGAAGACUUUAAACCCUCUGUUUGAUGAGCUGUUUCAGUUUCCGGUGGUUUACGAUCAGCUAAGCAACCGCAAACUACACUUUAGUAUAUAUGAUUUUGACAGAUUUUCCAGACACGACAUGAUUGGGGAAGUGAUUCUUGAUAAUUUAUUUGAAGUCUCUGAUCUCUCCAGGGAAGCCACAGUAUGGAAAGAUAUCCACUGUGCUACCACAGAAAGCAUAGACCUGGGGGAAAUCAUGUUCUCCCUUUGCUAUUUGCCAACUGCUGGUCGUAUGACCUUGACAGUGAUCAAGUGCAGAAAUCUGAAGGCAAUGGACAUCACUGGGUCAUCAGAUCCUUAUGUCAAAGUGUCUCUGAUGUGUGAGGGCCGAAGACUUAAAAAACGGAAAACAACGACAAAGAAAAAUACUCUCAAUCCCGUGUACAACGAAGCCAUUAUCUUCGAUAUCCCUCCAGAGAAUGUGGACCAGGUCAGCCUGUGCAUUGCAGUCAUGGAUUAUGACAGGGUGGGACACAAUGAGGUCAUAGGCGUGUGUCGAACUGGACUAGACGCUGAGGGUCUUGGGAGAGACCAUUGGAACGAGAUGCUGGCCUAUCAUCGAAAGCCAAUCACACACUGGCACCCCUUGCUGGAGUUACCUGGCCGGGCCACCAGCUUUGAUAGUCAAGGGUCCUGUUCUUCUCCCAGGCCACCAUCCACACCAUAAAAGCCUCCAAAUAAGACCAUAUCACAGAAAGACCUAGAACCACGUGCUCAUUGAAUCAGAAACAUACACACAGAAAACACAUGUGCGCACAGAACAUUUGACUUCUUCAUUUAAAAUAUACCCAUGAUAAUUAAUAACUUGAUGCAUAAUUUCUCUUGGCUUAUUUGGCUUCAACUUUAAGCAUAUUAAUACAUUUUACUUGAGUACUAAUGGUUCUUAGUUACAUACAGUGUUUUAUUUUCGUGUCUUCUCUCUACUAGCACAGUGUUUUAAUAUGUUGUAAUUCUACGCCUAAGCAAGUAAGUUAUUUGAGAAGAGAACCCACAUAUAUGUAAAAAUUAAAUAUAGUUUAUAACUGUGUUAUGUGAAAUAGUAAAACACGUCAUUUCCAACUGUAUACACAGUUCUAUCUGAACUUUUAAUGUGCAUACCUAAACUCAACAGAAUCAACUCCUUCGAACCCUAACUAAUGUCUUGUGUUUGAUAAUAGUUUUCUUCCAUGAUCAGCACUUUUGUCGUUGAGGUUGUCUCUCGAGCUUCUGUUCUGGGGACACUCAGCUAAGCUGCCAAAUGAAGAGUCAUUUUGAAUACAAAUGUGCGAAGCGAUGCUGAGUGCCUGGUAAAUGGCGCUACCAGCUUACGGAUGUCUUACUGUUGCGUUAGUCAGACACCUGUGGUACUGCUGACGGAUAGUUUUAAAACUCCUAGCAAUCUUCACCUCAGGCAUAGCCUGAGGUGUUCUUAAGUGGCUGCAGUCCUGAGUUUGUCUUUCAAGGUUACCCAAUACCGUGCGGGGUGUGCUUGUUCUGUAACUCGGAGCUGUUGUGUGGCCCCUACGCUUUUGAUGGAUCACACUUCAUAGACACCAAAGGUCCAGCAAAGCUCUCUGUGCCCACCGUCCUUUAGAUAGACAGUGUUGACUCCACCCACUCAGGAGCUCAGUGUUAGAGUUAGACAGUGUUGACUCNUCCCACUCAGGAGCUCAGUGUUAGAGUUAGACAGUGUUGACUCCUCCCACUCAGGAGCUCAGUGUUAGAGUUAGACAGUCUUUCAAGGACGAAAUAUAGAUGCAUGCUAUAAACAGUACAACUUUCACGCUUAAUAAAAAUAAAUACAUUUCAAAGGUCCAGACAGUCAGCUCUUUAAUGAAAGGAAGAAUUAAUGAUCAGAUCAUUAGAGGUAAGAUAAAUAUAUAUCUAUAUAUAGACAUAUAUAUAUGCAAAUGCUUUUUCUUUUUACAAGAUAGAACUUUCUUUGAAAUCAGGUCAGCUUUUUUCAGUCUCAUUUUAAGACCCUAUUGGAAGAAGCCUAAAUGGAAUCACAAUAACCUUGCUUAUGAGGUAUGCAUAUUUAAAGCUCAUUCCAUAAUAAGGUUUCUAAAAGGAAAGAAAAUUUAUAUUUGAAUUUUUUAAGCAAGUUCAUUGGGAUGAGAAAGUUUUAUCACGAAUUAUGAAUUUUUAUAUUGGUAAAAUCCCUUAUUUCAAAUAUUAGGAAAUGUAUUUUUAAAGUCUUGAAAUUUCUCUCAUAAAGAUUCAAUAUCUGUUAACCAGGAUGCAAGUAUGUCUUAUAUUAAUAUGUAUAGAGUAUAAACUCAGUUCUGCCUAAAGCUUUGGAGAAAUGCUUAUGUCCAGUUAAUGAAAACAUACUACUAAACUUUCUCUCAUUAAAAAUAAGAGAAACGCAUCUGAAAACACUUGACUAUCCUGUCAAACCAAACCAAACAAACAAAAUAACCCUACUCAUUACAGAAUGACUCAAGAUGACAACCUAUUUUGAAGUCUUUGUUUUACCGUGAAAUGCAAACCACCAAUUGGAGAGGAAAAACCUCUUUGUCUUAGUGUGAUAACAUUUUGGGAGAGGUUUUAUUAGUAGAUGUGGAUGUGACAUUUCUCAAGUCCAUAAAGUUUGCAUUUUCACUCUGAUAUCUUACAGAUUUACAAAAUCGCAGCCAAUUUCUAAGAACAAGCUAAACCUACUUAAGAACAAAAGGAAACUGACAGGUAGCCAGGAUAUUUUAAAUAUGAGGCAAGUAGAUUAAAAAUAAGACUGGGGAGGGUGAAACACAAAGUUACAUGAGAAUUAAGUCAGAGCGUCAAAGCAUUUACUACGCUAUGAAAGAGAUUAAAGAGAAUAAAUCCACAACUGUCUUUCAGUUAGUGUGUGAGAGACGUUUCCUCAGUGAUGCACAAGUGCAUUAGAACAACAGUUCAUUCAGAGAAAAUACAACCCUUACAGGGCUUACGCAGCUCACUCUUACCUUACCCAGCCUCGCACAGAAACGUCUCUCUGCUCCUGAGCUACUGUUAGUUUCUCAGUAUUUAAAAUAGGAUUCAAUGUUCCAGAUGCGCCACCCCACACCCACUAACUUGUGGAAGGGCAUGUGCACCAUGCAGGUCAGGCGCAGCAUUUAGUUAUUCGCUAAACUCCCGAUUUCAGGGAUUCAUUCAGGGACUUACCACUAUAUGCAUCUAGGAAAAAGACUCAGUGUUGCCUUGUGGGCGGGGCAGCACUGUUGCUAAGGACUGCUAUGACAGACACCAGUAUGUGUCCAGUGCACAAUCUUUUCACAAAAACAGAAGCUGAUUGGUUUGGGGGUCUUGGUAUUUUUUUUCUUCACUGGUGUGAAGAUUCGACUUUAGUCCAAAGGUUCAAGCAUGAUCACUAGCUUCCUAAUACCCCUUUCUCAACAGUUCCUGUUUCCUUUCUCAGGCCACUCCGUGUUGCCGGCACUUCACCCUAUUCAGACACACUCAGUUCUGUCGCAAAUGUUAGGACAAAUGCCAGGGAAGUAGUGGCAGGAAGUGGAGCCAAUCGCGUACCUACAUGGAGUUCCGUGGGGUGUGCACACACACUAGUUACUGCAGGGAGCUCACAAAUGACCAAUACUGACUCAGGGUUUAUAUUAGAGCAAAUGUAUUUGAGCUACUAGGUUGUGAUGUUUAAUUGAUAUUCACAACUGCGCUCACUCUCCUGGUGUGUUUAUUCUUGUAAAAGUUUCCAGGAUCCAUAAAGAACUAGCAGUCUCUUGAAGCAUUCACUUAAUAGUUACUUCAGAAGUUAAGAAAAAAAAAAGAGUCAUAAUUCCAUUCCUGUGUCAAUUCUACUAUCUAUAAAACAAAAUAUAAUUUAUUCCAGAAUGAGAUGUCCAAGCAGCCAGGAAUUGCUACAAUAAAGGAACAUAAAAAUAUAACACUGAACAUAAAUCAAUUUCUUUCUACCUCUUCAAAAAAAGACUACUUGAUAUUAUUCAGCAGAAUUUCUCUGAUUUUUGUCAUAAUAGCUGUGAUAUUACCAGUCCGUUUAUUUGCAAAUAGCUAGAAAACUGAGUUGGUAUGGCCUUGAGAAACCAUUGGGUCUCUUUGUUAAAUGUAAAGAAAAUGAGUCACAACUUGGUUUUAUAGCAAUUACAAUUGUACUAAGCUGACCUGGUUGGUUUCUGGGCUUAUAAUUUUUAGAUUAAGGGAAUACUACUGUCAACAAGUAGAAUUUUAAAAGCCUAAGAUAAUUUAAGUAACCAUGUAAUUAGUGAAAGAGAUAAUAAAGACAAUAUGGAGAUGUAGAAAAAAAGAAAUUCCUUCAUAUAUUAACUCUUAGUGGACAGUAAAUUCUCAAAUAUUGUUUCAAGGUUAAUUAUCACUCAGUGACAUAGCUCAGGAUAUGAUUUAUAUGAAUCUGCUGUGAGGACCUAAUAUUUAGGACAAAAUGAGUUUAAUAUUUUACAUGAGAUAAAGAGCCAAUUAAAUAAAAUGCUGUUUCCAGAAUGUUAUCGCCUGGGUAUUCUCUUAGCUAAGAAGUUUUUCGUUAAAAUAUCAAUAUUUAUUCAAUAAUCUGUCAGUUAAGAUUAAGGUAACUACUUAACUUCUACCAUUAACAGUUAACCAAAACCAUAUAUAUUUGAACAGUGGCAUUACAUAUUUGAUCAAAAAAUGCAUUUUCAUCGUGGUUAAAUCAUUAUUUUCUUUUCAUCAUGUCUAUCAUGUAACUAAAUUCAAGUUUGAUUGGGUAGCAUGAUAGUGUUACGCUACAGAAAAUCACUCAGUUAAGGACCAAGGUAAGCCUUAAUGAUUUCCUUAAAACAUUUGAAUACUAAAAAUAGUAACUGAAAAAAAUAAGUAAAAGAUGUUUAAGAGAAAUGAUAUUAUUUUGUAUGACUGAGAUAAUUAAAUAUACUCCUCCCGGGAGAACUAUUUCUAUAAAUCCUAUUUUUACCUCUAUUGUGACAAGAGAUAUGAGUUGCUCUUGAUAAAUUUAUAUGGAAAUGUUUUCAUCUCAAUUCUAUGAUAAUUUUUGAUGUAGACUGUGAGACCCUUUCCAAGUAGUGAGACUGUGUCUGGCUUUAUCAGAGGGUAAAAGUAAGCCGUUGUCUUCUGACAUCUUUUUGAGUUGCAUCUACUGUGUAGAGAAUUCCCUACUUGCUGAACGAUUGAGUUUAAGUCAUUCAACCUCAUGAGGUUUUUGUUUCCUGAAAAUAAUUUAUUGAGCAGUGAUGCAAUUUACAGAUGAGUUGAAAUUCAUUAAGGUUAAAUUAGUUUCAAUGUUGCAAAGUUAACAUGUGAGAUGGUUAGAUUUCCUGAGGCUUUUUCCAAAUAGCUUCUUGUGCACUUCAUCUGAAUACUGAGAAAGGAAAUAUAUUUCCAUGAUUUGCUGAAAAUUUUGUGCACCUCAAAUAACUCUUAUCCCCAAGAUUAUGUAAAACAACAAAAUACUAUAUUCUGUAGAAAUAUUCAUAUAAAACAUUUCAUAGGUAGCUUUCAUCAAGAUUGGGUGUUUUUCUUGUAAAGUCCUUUAAGCUUUGCAUGUAAAGAACGCAGUAGUAUCAAUGUGCAGUGUUCACUGCAUAAAGGAGAAGGAGGUAAAACUCCAGUAUGUAAAAUAUUUGCGUUUAUAGCUUCUUCCUUAAACAAAGAAGUACAACACCCAGGUUGUCAACAUUAGCUGUUAUUGACCCAACAGAGCAAUGACUUGGGUUCACAUUCGAACAUGGAGAAAUGACAGAACACUGUGAAUUCAGAAUCAAGAUAAGGCAACGAGAAAAGAACUGCCUCCCGUGAUAAAUGUGAUGUUCCCUCUAACUCCUUUACAAGUAGAUAGUCACCAUGUAUACUGGUAGAAACUGCUAAUGUUCUUCUCGCAGAGCCUCAGGCAAUUUAAAUCCAUCAUAGCUCAUCUUUUGGGAGUAUCUCUAAGUCAUUGUUCUCAAUGUAACCCUUUAAGUGAAGUGUGUGAUUUAAUACUUAGCCAUUGUUUAAAUCAGUGUCAUUGACUUCUACAUUAUAGAACAGAAACUGAAAUCUUGAAAUUUGUGUUUCUGACUUUCGUACGGUGACCAGUCAUUUGUGAACUUUAGUAUCUUAUAAUCAUAUUACUUAGAACAGCUGUUUCUGCAAACCCUCUGAAAGAUGGUUGCACAUUGUGUUUUAGCAUUUUUACUCUGUCUUCUUUAGAGUGUAUAAACAUAUUUGUCAGGAUCAGAUGAAUUAUGUAACAAUGAAACCUCAAAGCUGUUAUGAAGGGUAGGUCAUAAAUCCUUUUGUAAAAGAAAUGGAAAAGCACUUGAAAUAUAAUUUUACUGUUUCAUAUGUAUUUUAAAAAAGAAAUAAAGUAAUU